GGAGGAGGUUGCUGGGCUACAGUGUGUACGGGGAGGAGGAAAGUGUGUGAAGGACUCCAACUUUUGCGGUGAUGCCUUGACUUACAGGGAUGACUGUCCUCCUGGCACAUCCUGCUGUACGCAAGAUUGUGAUGAUCAAGAUGCUUGUGAUGACGGCCAUGGAGUGUGCAGAGAGUCCUGCCUCCGCCUGGAGCGUCAAGUACGUGAAGGUUGUGGUGACUCUGACUGUAAGUGUUGUACGCUACGUCAGGCCAAGUGUUCUACCUCUCAUCAUUGUCCUGGUGUUUGUGUGGACACCAGAGUGUGCACUAGUCCUUUAAGGAAUUACAACUGCUCGCGAUCUGACUGUGUCUGCUGCAACAAAUGUUAUGCUCAACCGAUAUGUAAUGGAAGCAAUGGUGUGUGUAGAGAACGUUGUUACAGUGGUGAGCUUGAGGUGGAGGGAGGAUGUAUCAGUCCUGGUUGUAAGUGCUGCACUCCACGAUACACCAACUGCCCUGUUACUAACAACUGUUCGGGUGUUUGUAUGGACGUUAAACUCUGUAAAAAUCCUCUAGCAAACAACACUUGUAUUGGAUCCGACUGUAUUUGUUGUGACAAGUGCAGCAUCAACCCUGUGUGUGAUGAAGGCUACGGAGUGUGCAGAGCUUUUUGUCUUAAGCAAGAACAAGAGGUGAAGAAUGGUUGUGGUGACUCUGCUUGCAAGUGUUGCUCACCUCGCCUGGCCACCUGCCAUGCCUCUAACAACUGUUCUGGCAUCUGCACAGAUGUUAGAAAGUGUACUAAUCCACUAACAAACAACUUCUGCUCUGGUUUGAACUGUGUGUGUUGUGACAAGUGUAAUGCACAACCUUUCUGUAACGACGGUAACGGUGUGUGCAGAGAAGCUUGUCACAGUCAAGAGAGGGAGAUAGAGAAUGGUUGCAGUGUCUCUGGUUGUAAAUGUUGCACACUGCAGGUUGCCACGUGUAACGCCUCUGCACAAUGUCCUGGAAUGUGUGUGGACUCCAGGAAGUGCACUAAGCCUCUCCAUAACUCUCGCUGCUCGGGACGUCACUGCAUUUGUUGUGACAAGUGUAAUGCUCAGCCUUUCUGUAAUGGUGGUCAUGGAGUGUGCCGGAACAGCUGUCUGAGCCACGAGCGUGAGGAUGAGGGAAGCAGCUGUGGUGAAUCAGGCUGUAAGUGCUGCACAGUGCGCCUCGCUGUCUGUCUCAGCUCCAACAAUUGUUCUGGCAUUUGCCUCGAUUCCAGCCUGUGCACAAAUCCCAUAGCUAACAGUUCUUGUUCCGGGGAUUACUGUGUGUGCUGUGACAGUAAGUAGCCAAUCUUUGUUCCAGGGAUUAUUGUGAAUUUUGUGAUAAUUACUAGGAUUGUUCAGGAAAUCAUCAGUCAUGACAGAAAUUGUUCCAGGGAUUAUUGUGAAUUUUGUGAUAAUAACUAGGAUUGUUCAGGGAAUCAUCACUGUGUCGUGACACUCUUUUACGAAAGAUUGUAUCCCAGAGUAUUUAUCGAGAAGAACUCCACUCCAUUUGCACACUUAUUAUCCAGAAAAAAUCUAUUUAUAUAUUUAUAGUCAAUAAAAUAAGUAUUUUAUACUUUCAUUUGAUGUAGCAGAAAUUAUAUUGACAAGAAACUAAACAAAAAAGUACGUAUGUCUUUAUACAGAUUUUCUUGAUAUUUAUUGUUUGUCAACAUACUGUGUGCUCGCCAACACAUUCAAUGUAUAUUUUUCAAUAAGUUCCUUGUGUGUUUUCCACCAUGUAUAUUCUGGUGUUUCUCAGUGUGCGUUCCAUGUGUUUCUCAAUAUGUUCUAUGUGGGAUUAUAAGGGAAAGUUCUCUUUUAUGUAUAUAGUUUUGUGUGAAUUGGAGUGUGAUUGUGUGGGUCGUUUGAGUAUUGAAUCUCUACACUCUGGAGUAGCUGUAGAUUUCGCUGCUCAACAGUUUUUGAAAAGAUGUA
Molecule: messenger RNA, 1957 nt
Organism: Cherax quadricarinatus
Lineage: Eukaryota; Metazoa; Arthropoda; Malacostraca; Decapoda; Parastacidae
Source: RefSeq, a predicted model, not a curated record